Gregarina niphandrodes is the source of this 768-nucleotide messenger RNA. RefSeq lists its product as hypothetical. NCBI's taxonomy places the organism in Eukaryota, Apicomplexa, Conoidasida, Eugregarinorida, Gregarinidae. The transcript has a single exon. The record is from RefSeq and is a predicted model, not a curated record. Bases 1 to 768 code for a protein of 255 amino acids.
AUGGUCGCGCAUUCGCCAGAGGAAUUUACUAAGGAUCAUCACCCAGCAGAGGAGCUUGAUCAAGCGAAGGAUAUUUGGCUCGGAGGAAAGAACUGUUUUAGAUUCGGCCUAGGAGUAACCGAUACAGUAAUCGAAAAAUUGGGUGACAUCGCACACCAGCUUUCAGAGAUACGCACCACCAACUCCCCCCCGAGGGAGCUUUACGAAUCCCGACUGGGCAAGUGGAUUGCUACCCUCGGAUUGAUAUUGGCUCGGAGUGAUUACUACAUGGAUCACUACAUCUACUUCAAACACCGAAACCGCGUGCUUUUCACUUACUUCGCGGAUUUGGUGCGUUGGCAAGUGCCAGAACAACGGGGAAGCUUUCCAGCCACUAACGGCGAUGGCUUUAGGUUCAUCCAGACGGAGCACCGCGGCUUACGCAUGGCCAUUCGUCAUGAGGAACUAUUUGUACGUCGUUUGAUGGACCUGCUCAUUGAGCAGCACGCUGUGGACACUGGUCUAACACGCCAUACUAUUAUUGAGAAUUUGCGUCACGAAAAAGCUUUCCGAUUUUCGGCCCAUGAAGACACGUUUAACCGGCUUUACAGUCAAGCUUCUAACGAGACAAUUGCCCGAGUGGUAACUGAAUGGGCGUACCACCGAGCUUGGGCCCUGGGGUGCGCUGCAGUCACAACAAUGUAUGACGUAGCCACAGUAGCUAAUGCACCCGCCCUUGCAGAGUUUCCAUCUCUAAGGACUAAAGCCGAGGCAUACUUGUUAGAAUAG